Molecule: messenger RNA, 4547 nt
Organism: Lytechinus variegatus (green sea urchin)
Lineage: Eukaryota; Metazoa; Echinodermata; Echinoidea; Temnopleuroida; Toxopneustidae
Exons: 10
Coding region: 659-3037 (792 amino acids)
Biological process (GO): lipid metabolic process
Molecular function (GO): calcium ion binding
Source: RefSeq, a predicted model, not a curated record
UCGCGUGGUUACGGACAAGGCCGACUUUAUAGAUGAAGGUAAACAGGAGAGAUAUUCCUUCGAACAGUUCUCUUCACCAACAUCAGACUGGAAUUGGAAGGGGUUUGCUUCAGCAGGAGGAAGUUAACUUCUAGAAGCAGACUUCAAGAACGGCAUUACAGUAUAGAAAUGUCAACGGAAUGUAUCAGAUCUAAUCUAGACCACUUCAAGAAGUAGGUAAAGGGAAUUUUGUCAGCGAAUAAUCGUUCAAGUUAUUGUGACAUCUGCCAGAAUCCUGGUAGAAUGGGCUAGGAAAUCAUGGGAAAGAAAUAAGUGCCAGUGGACUGUGAGAGGGACUCUCUAUUGACUAUGCUAUAGGUGAAUCGAGAUUGUAGCCUACGGUAACACCUCAAGAAUAUCCAGUAGGACAGAAUCUGGAUGUCACAGAAGGAAAAUAUGAUGUAAUAUAUCAGCUGAGGGACGUAUUUGGUUCAGAUCAAUUAAGGGAACGAAUCUCGCAGGAUGAAUAGUAGGAAAUUUAAACAGAAUAGAGGAAUAUGAGGAAUAAGAAAGGAAAUAUCGUUGUUAGACAUCAGGCAUACUCACCAAGGUUAGAGACGAUCAGGAUGCAGUAAGAAUACCAAUGUUGACAUUUUUUAGUUGAUGAGUGACAAGAAACAUGGGAUCAAAGGGGUCAAAGAUAGCUUCAUCUCCGAAGCCAACAUGUGAGGAAGAAGGGGAGGUAAGAUCCAGUGGUGCCAGCAACAUCAACACCAGGAGGCGCAAGAAGGGCCGUCAUGGGGAAGCAUCCUCCAGAUCUCCGAAGUCGAACCGCAAGAAACCCAAGCGGAGGCCCACUCUGAACCCUCUGUCCUACCACAGCCAUAGUGUCUUCAGUUCGAUGGAAAUCGACAAAAUACUCCGGAAAAGUUCGGUGGACGUCAGGAACAAGCUGACGGACUCGAUGAAGUCGAUCAGAUCGGACGCGUCGUUCUCGGACGCCUCGUGGUACACGGACAACAGUUCCGUGGAACUCAUUGACCAUGAAGUCUUCGAGUACCCAUUUGAGAACUUGAUCUUCGAAGGCGGAGGAAACAAGGGUUUGGCGUAUGCUGGUGCUAUCCGGGAGCUUGAAAGAGUUGGAAUAUGGAAGAACAUCAAACGCCUCGGAGGGGCAAGCGCGGGGGCAAUGACUGCGACCCUCAUGGCGAUCGGGUACAACUCUUAUGAACUGAGAGAAUUUCUGAGCAUGAACCUCCAGGGAUAUUUCCUAGAUGCAAGGUGUGCCACGUGUAGUCUUCUUCCAAACCUCCUGAGGCAUUUUGGGUGGCACCCUGCUCGUCGUCUCUUCGAGUGGUUCGGAGAUAGACUAGAGGAGCAGACUGGUGAUGCCGAUGUUACCUUUAAACAGCUGUACGACCGAUUGGGCAAGGAGCUGUGUAUCGUGGUCACCAAUCUGAACCACAUGGAUGCCGAGUAUUGUCACGUGAAGACUACGCCAAAUAUGCCGAUAAGGAUCGCAGUGCGCAUGUCUCUGGCAAUCCCAGGUUUGUUUGGUGCGGUGAGGUGUGAAAAACAAGGGAGUCCUGAUUAUUACGUAGACGGAGGUGUCCUCUGCAACUAUCCUUUACAUUGCUAUGACGGUUGGUGGCUUUCGAUGAAACCUCAAGACAGUAUGCUAAGAAGACUUCAACCACUUGAAGACAUCGGUAAACUAUGGGACAAGAAGGAACGAUUUGGAACCAUUAACCCGAAAACAAUCGGACUCUACCUCUACAGCAGCGAUGAACAGGAUGUUAUGGUAUCAAAGCUACAAAGGAGGAAAAUGCACAAUGUAAAACGACCUGACACAAAACUUUCCAAGAAGAGGGAAGGAAUCAGAGAGGUGAAAGAUGCUGCCGUGCGUGAGCACGCCAUUAUCACCCAGGCGUUGUCGAGUUUUCUUAGACUCCUUGCCGAAAGCGACGUCGACGAGAGCGGCUCGAUCACGAGAAAAGAACUCCAGCAGGCAUUUACCAAGAAGGUGGAUUACUUUACGGACGGGCAACGUCGAACUCUUUUCGGGGACAACUGCCAAGUCGAUGAUAUUUUCGACUAUUUGAACCACGAAAAGGAUGAUGAGAUAACCUAUCAGGAAUUACAAGACUUCGCUGAGAAACGGGGCGUGGCCAUCCAAUCCAGUUUCGAGGGAUACGGGAGAAAAGAGAUCAAGUCUUUUGGUCAGUUCCUCGGAGCUCUUUCUGACACCUUACUCGUUAAUGUCAAAAGAAUUUUUACCACGGACGAGGACAUCGGCCGAACGAUUGGAAUCGAUACCGUCUAUGUUGGUACCACUGAUUUUGAACUGGAAGAGGGCGACAUACAAUUUUUGUUUGAGCAAGGAGAGCGAGCAGUUCGAUCUUAUCUCCGCCAUUAUGUGAGACUCCAUGACCCACCUCUGAAGAAAGAACUGCAGGGCGGAAGUACAACAGAGAGCACUUUACCCUACAGAGAACCCAAGCAACAGCUUCAAACAGAUCCACAGCCAGCAAGGGAAUCAAAACAAGGGUCUGCCGUUCUCUCCCGCACUAACUUACACGCGCACAACCGAAGCGUGAGUGCAACCUCGCAAGAGACAUCGAAUAGGUCGGCCCCGUUGCCGAGUAGCACGGACGUUGGACCGCCGAUACUUAUUUCGGAACCGACGGAAGAAGUGCCUCGUAGCCGCACCCGGUUGCCGCCACUCGAAGGCACUAGUCACAGAAGCCCGUCACCAACGAGGUUCGAUGUUAUCCCCAUGGGCUCCCGCAGUUCGCUUCGUCUUGGGAACUCUCCGAGUUCAUCUCCCAAGUUGCUUCAUGGUGAGAACCGCCCGAGUACAUCUCAAAGGAGUAUAUCUCCGGGCUUGUUUCAUGGCGGGAACACUCCGACUAGAUCUCCGAGAUUGAUUCAUGAUGGAUAUUCUCCAAGUACAUCUCCUCGAUCGAGGUCUGACGGGGAAAAGCUUGUACGUGGGAAGAGAGGGAAAAGGUCAGCAAAGGACUUGUCAAACAGUGCAUUUGAUCAGAACGAUUCUUGAGAAGGGUCAUAUUAAAAUGAUUUUUUUUAUACAGAACAAACGUCUGUUCUUAUGAGCGUCUUUCAAACAAAUCUUGUCAUAAUAGGAAAUUUUAUUUUGAUUUUCACAAGAGUGGGGGACAUCACAUUAUGCAAAAUAACGCUUAUUUUAAAGAUGUUGGAAAUAUUUAUAUUUCUCGUACUAUUACCUCUUAGUCAAUUUUUCGAUCCCCCCUCCCCCCUUUGACUAAACGUAGGCUAGAUAUUAGGUAAAAGGCUACAUUUAGAUGCACAUAUCUUGAAUACAGAAACCUACAUGUGUUGCAGUAUGAUAUUUAUUUUUAGGAGUUUGCAAUACAUCAAUGAUUGAUUAUGCAUUUGUUAUUUUUUGCACAUAGGAUAGCUUUAUUUAAGUCAUCACUUUAUUUGCCUAAUUACCUUGCACACUUUUUCUUUGCAAUAAAAGUUAAUUACGCAAUUGCAAUGAUGGGAAAUUCAUCAUUACGUUAAUUGUUUAACAAUUACAGCCUUUGGGAAUUUAUUUCAUAGUUUAACUUUAUAGCUGCACAUGUAAGCCAUCAAGGUAUAUGCAAAUGAACCGGUGCUUGACAGGAAAUUUAACACUGUAGUAAAGAAGAAAUACUGUAGCAAAUUGUUAAGUUAACCAACCAUUCAAAUAUAUUUAUUAAUAUUUGCACAUCAUCAUGUGCUAAUUAUUGCUUUACACAACUACAAAUGUGAUCACAUUUACACUGUUGGCAUUAAUAAGAAAUACUUUGACAUAACAUCAAGUCAGUUUGACAUUUCAAAAGUGGAAUGUGUUAACUCGUUAAGUCCAAUUCACUUUUGGAAGGAAAUUAUAUUUUGUGACUCCAUAAACUUUUAACCCUGAAGAUACAAAAUACUCUUUUCUUUCUGAAAAAAAAAUUACAAUAGCAGACCUCCCUAAACCUUCAUAACACAUAAAUUUGGAUAAUUUUGCUCCAAAGAGAAUCUUACCAAAGAUAUAGAUAUAAGUGGAGUGAACUAAGAAAAUCAGUACUUAUUUUGAGAUAAUACAAGUAUGGUAUCUUCAUCACUUUGGCAGUAAUUUUUAUAUACAUACAAAAAAAAAAGAUUUCUCAAACAAUACAAAUGUUUCUAAAAUUUUUAACAGCACUGUUAUAUAUUAAUGAAUUUUUAUAAAAAAUGUAUUUUGGAUGAGAAAAUUGUUCACUUUUUGAGCUCGCACAAUGUACAUGUAAUACAUUGUAUAUCAAUGUGGAAAGAAUUUUCCCCAAAAAAAUAAGACAAAAUGGUACAAAAAUGGGUAAGAUGCACUUGGCCUACAAGUACUUUGUCUAAUUCUGAGACAAUCUUCUACCACAAGGGCUAAAACCAUUCAAUCUAAUACCCACCUACAGUCAAUUUGCCUACAUAUUAUUUACCACUUUCAAAAAUUAAGAUUUGGUACCUGAACAGUUCAUCUAAUCAUAGAGACAAAGUAGUUGUACACCAAUAUCAAGUGGCAAUUUACCCCCAAAUGUACCAAA